AUGAUGGUAAAAGGAGCUAUCUUCCUCAGUGGACAAAAGGAAAUCGGCAACAAAGGUGUGCAGAUCAGUGAAAAGACUUCUAUUUCUGUCACUCAGUCUCUUGGAAGUGUGAACUUUGAGAACAUGGACACUUUCUAUAGAAGAGGGAUUCCUUAUUUUGGAACUCUUAAAUUUUCUGGUCCCAAUGAUGUACCUAUGGUGAGCAAGUUGUUGCAACUGAAUCUCAAUAACAAAUUUAUAGGAAAUUACACUACAGAUGAGAAUGGUGAAGCUCAAUUUGCCAUUGACACUUCAGAUAUAUUCGAUCCGGAGUUCAACCUGCAAUCUCCUAUUUACACAGCCUGGAAGGGAAGCUUCUCAUUCCCAAUCAACGUCAGUGCCGAUCUGGCCCCCGUGGCUGUCAUGCUUGUCUACACCCUUCACCCUAGCGGGGAAAUCGUGGCUGACAGUGUUAGAUUCCAGGUUGACAAAUGCUUUAAAAACAAGGUUAGCAUACAGUUCUCUAAGGAGCGGGGGCUACCUGGCUCCAACGCUAGUCUCUAUCUUCAAGCAGCCCCAGACUCGUUCUGUGCCCUCGGGGCUGUGGAUAAAAGUGUCCUUCUCCUGCAAUCAGAACAGCAGCUGUCAGCCGAAAGUGUGUACAACCUGCUUCCAAAUAUAGAACUACAUGGUUAUUUCUAUGAUGGUCUCAAUCUUGAUGAUGGCAAGGUAGACCCUUGCAUUCCUGAGAAGGAAAUGUUUUACAAUGGUUUGUAUUGUAUACCUACAAACAACUAUAGAGAUGGAGACAUCUAUAACAUUGUUAGGGAUAUGGGUCUGAAAGUCUUUACCAAUCUCCAUUACCGGAAACCAGAAAUAUGUUCAAUGGGAGGAAGUCUGCCAUUCCCUGGGCCGUUACCUCUAAGAAAUUAUGCAAUGAAGUAUAGCUUCCCUUCUAGAAUCGCAUGCAGGGGAGGAUGUAAUGAUGACAAUGUAGAACAGGCUAUAAUAGAAACAGUAAGAACCAACUUCCCAGAGACAUGGAUAUGGGACCUCGUCAGUGUCGAUUCCUCAGGUUUAGCAAAUCUUUCAUUCCUGAUUCCUGAUACUAUAACCCAAUGGAAGGCAAAUGGCUUCUGUGUGAAUGGCGAUGCUGGAUUUGGCGUCUCACCAACAGUCACUCUGGAAGUCUCCCAAUCUUUCUUUGUUGAAAUUGCCUCACCCUUUUCAGUUAUUCGAAAUGAACAAUUUGAUUUGAUUAUCAGUGUCUUCAGCUACCUGGAUACUUGUGUAGAGAUUUCUGUUCAGUUGGAGGCAUCUCAGAAUUAUGAAACAAAUCUCAACACCCUGAAAAACAAUGGCAGUGAGAUUAUCCACGCUGGAGAGAAGAAAACAUAUGUCUGGACUGUUAAACCUAAGAAAUUGGGUAAGCAGCUAAGUGUCUCUCCUGAAGGUAUUGAAAGAGAAACUACCCAGAGUUACCUUAUCUGUACAAAAGGUACCAAAGCCUCCAAGCAGGUAGUUUUGGACUUGCCAAAUGAUGUCGUAGAAGGAUCCACCAGAGGCUUUUUCACUGUUGUAGGAGAUUUUCUGGGACUUGCAGUGCAGAAUCUGGAUGAUCCUCUCCAGAUGCCCUAUAGAAAUGCAGAGCAGAAUGUUGCCCUACUCGCAUCCAAUACCUACGUCCUCGACUACCUGCAGUCUACUGAGCAGCUGACAGAGGAACUUAAGUCUCGGGCAUUCUCUCUCUUAUCUAAAGGUUAUCAAAACCAAUUGUCUUUCAAAAACUCUGAUGGUUCAUAUGAUAUGUUUUGGUCAAUGAAUCAGGAAGGAAGCAUAUGGCUCAGUGCCCUUUCUUUUAAGACAUUAGAGAGGAUGAAAAAAUAUAUAUUCAUUGAUGAAAAUGUUCAAAAACAGACCUUAAUCUGGCUUUUAAGCAAACAGAAAAGUAACGGCUGCUUUGAAAAUGAUGGCGAGUUCUUCAGCAAUGCCUGGGAGAAUCUUCUCCAAAUGCCUUUUGGUUGUGGAGAGCAGAAUGUGGCCCUAGUCACUCCCAAUAUUUACAUCCUGGACUGUCUGAAUCAGACUCAACAACUGACAGAAGAGAUCAAAUCCAAGGCUGUUGGAUACCUGACCAUUGGUAAAACUGGCAUUGGUGAUGAAUUUCUGGAAAAAUUUUUACAAAAUUAUGAAAUACAAGAAGACAUUAAAAAUCUAUUAGACACACCAGCAAACAGUGGAAAAGAAAUGGCAGAAAGAAACAAUGUGCCUCAAGCUACUUCAUCAGGGCCAAAUCUGAAGCCAGAUAAUCAGGAGGUAGAAACGAAUUCCUCGGUUUCUGAGAGCGACCAGGACGGAGCAUGUGAGUUGAGAACAGAAAAGACACUGAGGAAAACUAGCCACCAUGCAAGGAAAAAGGUAAGGCCAACAACAAUUUGUGUGCCAGGGUCACCUCCAGAAACGGACACCUAUCUGCAUGUCAGAGGAGAGGCCUUCUUGAAAGGAGAAUUGGUCCCAACUUGCUCCAAGCACCAACCAGCAGAACAAGCCCCCGGCCCUGUGCAACAACUAUUGGGCAACCCCCCCAUGGCACUGUGUAAUGCCACAUCUACAGUCCAGCUCGCCAUCAUGGACCCGCUAGCCACAAACUGCCUCCUUCCACCCCACAUAGUGCUAUUACACCUAGACCUUAAUGGAGUGAAUGCCACAGCCCUGACACCUAUGGCCACUGCCUAUACAACCUUGCCAAAGAGCUACUGCCACCACCACAGGGAGACUGGGGCAGAGCAAUCUCCUGCAAUGUCCAACUCAGUGGAGAACAACUCACCCAGUCCCCUGCUUGGGCUUCCAACACUGACCUAUGGACCAACAAAUCACUCCAUAUGA
Messenger RNA from Propithecus coquereli (Coquerel's sifaka), 2865 nucleotides. RefSeq names its product ovostatin homolog 2. Gene Ontology annotation, molecular function: endopeptidase inhibitor activity. The record is from RefSeq and is a predicted model, not a curated record. The annotation marks the transcript as partial. Lineage: Eukaryota; Metazoa; Chordata; Mammalia; Primates; Indriidae. The transcript is spliced from 20 exons.